Molecule: messenger RNA, 1249 nt
Organism: Gossypium arboreum
Lineage: Eukaryota; Viridiplantae; Streptophyta; Magnoliopsida; Malvales; Malvaceae
Product: GRF1-interacting factor 3-like
Exons: 4
Coding region: 400-948 (182 amino acids)
Biological process (GO): positive regulation of transcription by RNA polymerase II; cell population proliferation; leaf development
Cellular component (GO): nucleus
Molecular function (GO): transcription coactivator activity
Source: RefSeq, a predicted model, not a curated record
GAUUCAGAAGGUGUGUAUAUUUGUAUAUAUAUUUUCUUUUUUUCGUUAUUGUCCAUGUAUUGUGUUUAAUGUUAGUAUGUUAUAGUUAUGGGGUUGUUGAGGAAGGAGAUGUUGAUUUCGAACUUGUAAUUUUUUUGGGUAAUCUUUAGUUAUGUAUGAGAUAGAAGAAACCCUUUUUUUUAUCUGUUCCAAAAGAAAAACAAAUGAAGCCCUUUUGUUGGAUUUUAUGAACAUAACGUUUAUGACAUGGAAGAGUUGAUUGUGCUUUUAAUGGUAGUUAUUUGGGAUGGAAUGGUGGUUGGUAUUCAGUUUGAAAAGGUGCAAUAAAAUUGAUGAGUGAAAUAGAGAAAUGAAUGGAAGUUAUUGGUAAUGCGGAGCGAUAUAGUUGGACCAUCUUGAAUGUAUCUUGAUGAGAAUAAGAAGUUGAUUUUGGCAAUUUUGGACAAUCAGAAUCUUGGAAAACUUGCUGAAUGUGCGCAGUAUCAAGCUCAGCUGCAAAAAAAUUUGAUGUAUUUAGCUGCUAUUGCGGAUGCGCAACCGCAAUCGAUGCCAACAAUGCCUCCUCAGAUGGCACCACAUCCUGCAAUUCCAACCGGAGGAUAUUUUAUGCAACAUCCUCAGGCUGCUGCAAUGGCACAACAACCUGGCAUGUACCCUCAAAAGGUGCCAUUGCAAUUCAAUAACCCACAUCAAAUGCAAGACCCUCAGCAUCUCCUGCACCAACAGCAUCAGCAAGCCAUGCAAGGUCAAAUGGGAAUCAGGCCUGGAGGACCCAAUAAUGGCAUGCAUCCCAUGCAUUCCGAGGCCAGUCUUGGAGGUGGCUGCAGUGCUGGCCCCCCUCAAUCUUCAGGCCCAAGUGAUGGACGUGCUGGAAACAAGCAAAACCCUGAAACCGGUGCCAAUGGACAGGGCAGCACAACCGGCGACAGAGCCGAGGAGGGAAAGUGACUGUGAUGGUAGGUUUAUUUUACAAUAGAAUUUGUAUUCCUCUGGUAGUCAUCUCAUAGACUGUUGUAGAAUUAAAACCUUCAACUUGCUCUUUAAUGUAGCAGUUUAGGUAGUUUAACUCUUGUUGAGAGGUUGUUGGCAUGCCAAUGAAUUAAACAACAGGUUGUUAAGACAACGAUGGUUUUGUUGUAAAAGGAGGUGAUAUAUACGAGCAUGUGGUCACUACCUCUGAGGCUGUCAUUUUGUAAUAACCUAUAAAAGUUUGCAGCUUGUAUCUAAAUUGUGAUCCAGUUGAAAAUUA